GACUCCAAACCUGACCAGCAAAAGAGAGAGUGGUAAUCACGUCUCCUAGGAAAGGGGACCUGCAUACUUGUCAGUAGUAUGAGAUCAUCUCUUAGAGUCUGUCUGUUACUCGGAGCAGUCAUCAAGGUUGCAUUAACUGAGCAAGAAUACAUAUGCGGUGUAGGACCUCACAAUUACACUAUCGACUCUCCAGCUUUUACCAUCUAUCAGCUAGUAGGACGAUGCGUUAAUCUAACUAUUCCAUUGGCGGGCAACAAAUCAGAGUCAUAUAGAUGGUAUUUCUCCGAAGGAAAUUCUAAAUUAGAAUCUAAAACAUUUCAAGUGCUACGUAACAAAGGAAUUUUCGAAACAAUCAACUCGAAUGCUACUAUACUUUUACAAAACUCCAGUUACAACGGAAUUCAAAUCGCUAGCAUUCAAGUUGUAAAUAAUAAGACAAAUCUUCGAGGCAAUUAUGUUACAAUUAACAUUGGCAACUUUCCUGCCGUUGACCUUCUAGACGCAACCAUUUGCGACAACAGCAUCUCAGUCUGCGUCAAUAUCACUGGCACUCCGCCUCCUAUUACUACCAUACUGGCCCUAGAAGACGUCAAUAUGGCAGCUAAAAAUCAAACUCAAUUUUGUUCUACUUUUGACAAACCUAGCGUUCUAAACAUUCUAACUGUCUUCAUUACUGCAUCUAAUUGUUUUGGAAGUACUACUGCAAAUGUAUUCAUUAGUUUUAUAAAUGAUAUUUCUCGCUGCAAUUUUACGACUUGCUCAGCUGUUGAAAGUUCCGUAUUGAAUCCUCAGCAGCUUGCUAGUACAGCAAGUGCUAUUUCGUGCAGCUUUACGUCCGUCACUCGAAAUCAGUCUGUUUCUUCGAGACCCACUAUUGCUUCGACAGACUAUCUUAGAACAAGUCCAUCUACAUCAGAUAAACAAACAAGUACUCCUGCAUCGAUCAAACAAACAAGUUCCACUACAUCAGAUAAACCGACAGGUUCUCCCAUGCAAGCAAAUUCAACUACAUCAGCUAAACAAACAAGUUCAACUAGAGGAAAUCAACAAAAGUCAAGUCAGUCGACAACUUACCAACAGAGAGUGAGUCUAACUACAAAAUAUCGUAACUUAGCUACCAAUUCAAUGGCAAGAGGAACGUCUUCUCCACCUCAGAAAGAUUCUAGCUCUCAAGGAAUUCCUGUAUACAUUAUUGUUACAGCAUGCGUUGGUGGACUAGUUUUGAUCGUCGUGAUCGUUAUCAUUAUUGUUUGCUGCAAACGAAAAUCAGCUCGCAAAAGAGAAUUGAACUCAGACCUUCAAACAACUGAACACAUUUAUGCAAACAGAGUCGAUUUAUCAACUGUCGAAUUACAAUCUGUACACGACACUGCAAACGAGGUCUAGGAAAGUGCUGAAUUCGAAUUUCCCAAUGCACGUGCAGCUCGCGAGGAAGAAGUGGCAGCUGAUCAUGACGAACACGACGAUGUAUACGAGACGGCAAUGCAGAACAAUACAGCUUACGGAACUACUUGAUGCGAUAUACUUCAGAAUGCAUUUAGCCACUGUGCUACUCAAUGAUAAAACACUUUUGCAUGGUGUUUGCAAAUGCGCUCGUAAUUUGCUGAAAACCGACGUCAUUAAUGUUAUAAGCAAACAUCAUAUAUACACGUACAAUACACACGUACCAAAAAUUAAC
This is a messenger RNA of Corticium candelabrum, 1678 nucleotides long. RefSeq lists its product as uncharacterized. The record is from RefSeq and is a predicted model, not a curated record. NCBI's taxonomy places the organism in Eukaryota, Metazoa, Porifera, Homoscleromorpha, Homosclerophorida, Plakinidae. The coding region runs from base 79 to 1386 and encodes 435 amino acids. The transcript has 9 exons.